AGAGUCUCGGCGCGGGAAACGGAGCAGCAGUGCGUGGCCGAGCUCCGCGGUGUCGCAUGUUUUGCGCCCCGCGGGAUGGGGCCGCGCCGUGGCCGUCCGGGGCGCUGCGCGCCGAGCCCCGCGCGAAUCCCACAGGAGGGCGCGUCCCACGCGCUCUGCCGGGGCGGGUGCCGAGUGCCCGGCGCCUGCACGGGUCCCUGCUGAGCUGUGCUUUCUUCCGCGGAGGGCGGGCAGGCAGGAGGUGCCCGCGCUGUCCCAGGCCGGGCGGCGGUGUGGGCGGGGAGCGGCCCCUCCCCGGAGCCCCGGGCCAGGCCGGGCCGACGGCUGGCGGACCGGCCGCUGGCUCCUGUUGCAGCCUCCCGCGUCAGACUUUUCUUUGGAAAGUUGCGUUUAUUUUCUUCUCUUGUCUGGGCUUCACCGGAAAGGGGCAGGAUGAGUCACUGCGGCGCGCACAGUCCGGGACUUGGGGGAGCCGGGACGGGGGCCGACGGCCGCGGCGCCGCGGGGUGCUCAGGCCCGGGCCGGCUUUCUUGAGGAAGAGUCUCAGGUGGGGAAGGAGAGAGUUCUGCAAACGGCAAACAGGUGUGAUGUGGUGGUACCUGGGCAUCCCAUGCAGCUUCUCAGAGCUCUGGGCCUGGGCAGGCCUGCUGGAAAAGCCCCAGGGACCUGCAUGCUUUCUCCCGAGUGCGGGUCAGGCCUUCCUGUAGUCUUCCGCUCCCCCCAGGCACUGCAGUCCUGCCUGUCGUGGAGCCAGGACUCUGUUGUUCUGAAAGUGCUCAGAAAAUGCAGCUUGAGUCAGCAGAAUGAGUUUGAAGAUAAAAAUACAGCUGUGGAUGAAUGUACAGCUGUGGACAGACAGGCCCCAAUUUAGUGGAUGAAGUUUCACUCUUGUUGCCCAGGCUGGAGUGCAAUGUCACGAUCUCAGCUCACUGCAGCCUCCGCCUCCUGGGUUCAAGUGAUUCUCCUCCCUCAGCCUCCCAAGUAGCUGGGAUUACAGGCACCCGCCACCAUGCCUGGCUAAUUUUUGUAUUUUUAGUAGAUACAGGGUUUUACCAUGUUGGCCAGGCUUGUCUUGAACUCCUGACCUCAAGUGAUCUGCCCACCUCAGCCUCCAACGUGCUGGGAUUACAGGCACCCGCCACCAUGCCUGGCUAAUUUUUGUAUUUUUAGUAGAUACAGGGUUUUACCAUGUUGGCCAGGCUUGUCUUGAACUCCUGACCUCAAGUGAUCUGCCCACCUCAGCCUCCAACGUGCUGGGAUUACAGGCGUGAGCCACUGCACCCAGCCAGAAAGACAGUUUCUAUAUUGGCUGCUUCACUAGGAUCUGAGUGAUGAGAUGUGUCCCCACUGAGGUGCCCCACAGCAGCAGGUGUUGAGCAUGGGCUGAGAAGCUGGACCGGCACCAAAGGGCUGGCGGAAAUGGGCGCCUGGCUGAUUCCUAGGCAGUUGGCGGCAGCAAGGAGGAGAGGCCGCGGCUUCUGGAGCAGAGCCGAGAUGAAGCAGUUCUAGAGUGCUUGAACGGCCCCCUGAGCCCUACCCGCCUGGCCCACUAUGGUCCAGAGGCUGUGGGUGAGCCGCCUGCUGCGGCACCGGAAAGCCCAGCUCUUGCUGGUCAACCUGCUAACCUUUGGCUUGGAGGUGUGUUUGGCCGCAGGCAUCACCUAUGUGCCGCCUCUGCUGCUGGAAGUGGGGGUAGAGGAGAAGUUCAUGACCAUGGUGCUGGGCAUCGGUCCAGUGCUGGGUCUGGUCUCUGUCCCACUCCUAGGCUCAGCCAGUGACCACUGGCGCGGACGCUAUGGCCGCCGCCGGCCCUUCAUCUGGGCGCUGUCCUUGGGCAUCCUGCUGAGCCUCUUUCUCAUCCCAAGGGCCGGCUGGCUGGCAGGGCUGCUGUGCCCGGAUCCCAGGCCCCUGGAGCUGGCACUGCUCAUCCUGGGCGUGGGGCUGCUGGAUUUCUGUGGCCAGGUGUGCUUCACUCCACUGGAGGCCCUGCUGUCUGACCUCUUCCGGGACCCGGACCACUGUCGCCAGGCCUACUCUGUCUAUGCCUUCAUGAUCAGUCUUGGGGGCUGCCUGGGCUACCUCCUGCCUGCCAUUGACUGGGACGCCAGUGCCUUGGCCCCCUACCUGGGCACCCAGGAGGAGUGCCUCUUUGGCCUGCUCACCCUCAUCUUCCUCGCCUGCGUAGCAGCCACACUACUGGUGGCUGAGGAGGCAGCGCUGGGCCCCACCGAGCCAGCAGAAGGGCUGUCGGCCCCCUCCUUGCCGCCCCACUGCUGUCCAUGCCGGGCCCGCUUGGCUUUCCAGAACCUGGGCGCCCUGCUUCCCCGGCUGCACCAGCUGUGCUGCCGCAUGCCCCGCACCCUGCGCCGGCUCUUUGUGGCUGAGCUGUGCAGCUGGAUGGCACUCAUGACCUUCACGCUGUUUUACACGGAUUUCGUGGGCGAGGGGCUGUACCAAGGCGUGCCCAGAGCUGAGCCGGGCACCGAGGCCCGGAGACACUAUGAUGAAGGCGUUCGGAUGGGCAGUCUGGGGCUGUUCCUGCAGUGCGCCAUCUCCCUGGUCUUCUCUCUGGUCAUGGACCGGCUGGUGCAGCGAUUCGGCACUCGAGCAGUCUAUUUGGCCAGUGUGGCAGCUUUCCCUGUGGCUGCCGGUGCCACAUGCCUGUCCCACAGUGUGGCCGUGGUGACAGCUUCAGCCGCCCUCACCGGGUUCACCUUCUCAGCCCUGCAGAUCCUGCCCUACACACUGGCCUCCCUCUACCACCGGGAGAAGCAGGUGUUCCUGCCCAAAUACCGAGGGGAUGCUGGAGGCGCUAGCAGUGAGGACAGCCUGAUGACCAGCUUCCUGCCAGGCCCUAAGCCUGGAGCUCCCUUCCCUAAUGGGCACGUGGGUGCUGGAGGCAGUGGCCUGCUCCCGCCUCCACCGGCGCUGUGCGGGGCCUCUGCCUGCGACGUCUCCGUACGUGUGGUGGUGGGUGAGCCCACCGAGGCCAGGGUGGUUCCGGGCCGGGGCAUCUGCCUGGACCUCGCCAUCCUGGAUAGUGCCUUCCUGCUGUCCCAGGUGGCCCCGUCCCUGUUGAUGGGCUCCAUCGUCCAGCUCAGCCAGUCUGUCACUGCCUAUAUGGUGUCUGCCGCAGGCCUGGGUCUGGUCGCCAUUUACUUUGCUACACAGGUAGUAUUUGACAAGAGCGACUUGGCCAAAUACUCAGUGUAGAAAACUUCCAGCACAUUGGGGUGGAGGGCCCGUCUCGCUGGGUCCCAGCUCCCCACUCCUGUUAGCCCCAUGGGGCUGCCGGGCUGGCCGCCAGUUUCUGUUGCUGCCAAAGUAAUGUGGCUCUCUGCUGCCACCCUGUGCUGCUGAGGUGCGUAGCUGCACAGCUGGGGGCUGGGGCGUCCCUCCCCUCUCUCCCCAGUCUCUAGGGCUGCCUGACUGGAGGCCUUCCAAGGGGGUUUCAGUCUGGACUUCUACAGGGAGGCCAGAAGGGCUGCAUGCACUGGAAUGCGGGGACUCUGCAGGUGGAUUACCCAGGCUCAGGGUUAACAGCUAGCCUCCUGGUUGAGACACACCUAGAGAAGGGUUUUUGGGAGCUGAAUAAACUCAGUCACCUGGUUUCCCACCUCUAAGCCCCUUAACCUGCAGCUUCGUUUAAUGUAGCUCUUGCAUGGGAGUUUCUAGGACGAAACACUCCUCCAUGGGAUUUGAACAUAUGAAAGUUAUUUGUAGGGGAAGAGUCCUGAGGGGCAACACACAAGAACCAGGUCCCCUCAGCCCAGAGCACUGUCUUUUUGCCGAUCCACCCCCCUCUUACCUUUUAUCAGGAUGUGGCCUGUUGGUCCCUCUGUUGCCAUCACAGGGACACAGGCAUUUAAAUAUUUAACUUAUUUAUUUAACAAAGUAGAAGGGAAUCCAUUGCUAGCUUUUCUGUGUUGGUGUCUAAUAUUUGGGUAGGGUGGGAUCCCCAACAAUCAGGUCCCCUGAGAUAGCUGGUCAUUGGGCUGAUCAUUGCCAGAAUCUUCUUCUCCUGGGGUCUGGCCCCCCAAAAUGCCUAACCCAGGACCUUGGAAAUUCUACUCAUCCCAAAUGGUAGUUCCAAAUGCUGUUACCCAAGGUUAGGGUGUUGAAGGAAGGUGGAGGGUGGGGCUUCAGGUCUCAAUGGCUUCCCUAACCACCCCUCUUCUCUUGGCCCAGCCUGGUUCCCCCCACUUCCACUCCCCUCUACUCUCUCUAGGACGGGGCUGAUGAAGGCACUGCCCAAAAUUUCCCGUACCCCCAACUUUCCCCACUGGCUCCACAACCCUGUUUGGAGCUAUUGCGGGACCAGAAGCACAAAGUGUGGUUUCCCAAGCCUUUGUCCAUCUCAGCCCCCGAAGUAUAUCUGUGCUUGGGGAAUCUCACACAGAAACUCAGGAGCACCCCCUGCCUGAGCUAAGGGAGGUCUUAUCUCUCAGGGGGGUUUAAGUGCCGUUUGCAAUAAUGUCGUCUUAUUUAUUUAGCAGGGUAAAUAUUUUAUACUGUAAGUGAGCAAUCAGAGUAUAAUGUUUAUGGUGACGAAAUUAAAGGCUUUCUUAUAUGUUUA
Messenger RNA from Symphalangus syndactylus (siamang), 4576 nucleotides. RefSeq names its product solute carrier family 45 member 3 (gene SLC45A3). Gene Ontology annotation, molecular function: sucrose:proton symporter activity. Lineage: Eukaryota; Metazoa; Chordata; Mammalia; Primates; Hylobatidae. Gene Ontology annotation, biological process: transmembrane transport. The record is from RefSeq and is a predicted model, not a curated record. Gene Ontology annotation, cellular component: membrane.